AUGCUUGACGAUCCACAGAAGAAGUUGACUGAACACCAGCGAAUAUUUUUAACAGCUAUAUGUGAUCUAGGAUUUGAUCGUGCCAUUUUUCUGGCAGCUUUGCCUAUGAAAACAUACUUAUGUGAGAACACUGGCAUGGCACCACGGGGACUAUGCAAUAUGCUUAAGGAGUAUAGAGAGACUACAUCAGUAGAGAAGGGUCUAGAUAUUACGCGUAAUGGUAGCACUACCAAAAUCGAACAAGAUAAGCUGGAUAUAGUACAA
Messenger RNA from Sphaeroforma arctica JP610, 264 nucleotides. RefSeq lists its product as hypothetical. The record is from RefSeq and is a predicted model, not a curated record. Lineage: Eukaryota; Ichthyosporea; Ichthyophonida. The annotation marks the transcript as partial. The transcript has a single exon.